Linum tenue is the source of this 423-nucleotide messenger RNA. Lineage: Eukaryota; Viridiplantae; Streptophyta; Magnoliopsida; Malpighiales; Linaceae. The record is from the annotation of a GenBank genome assembly.
AUGACGAGGAAGCAGCUUGCAACCAUUGUCCACAAGGCGCUGCUAGCGGCGUUCGUUUUGGCGGCGGCUGCAAUGGCGGAUAGAUAUUUUGCGUCGGUAGAUAUUACCAACAAGCUGAGCAGGGGAAUCGUGCUCAUCGUGCAUUGCAAGUCCGGAGACGACGAUCUCGGGCCUCGUGCCCUCGAGGCCAAUGCGACCUUCGGCAUGACCUUCCACCAGAACUUCUUCGGAGGGACGCUGUUCUGGUGCGACCUGGCGGUCGAAGAUAAGCGUCUUUCGUUCACCGCGUUCGACGAGAGCGAUCACGAGACGUACGUCAAGGCGUUCGAGGUGUCAGAUGGCGGAGUCGACGGGGUGGAUAGUUUUAGCGGGGAGAUGGUUCAUGUUUGUGGGUGGAGAGUUGUGACUCAUUUGAAUUUUUAG